AUGUCAUUUUUAGAAAAACGUAAAUCCAAUAAACACCAAGAAAUUCAUGCAGGGGAAGCACCAUAUCACUGUGAUAUCUGUGGUAAAUCAUUCUAUCAAAGUGAGAAACCAUAUCACUGUGAUAUCUGUGGUAAAUCAUUCUCUGUUGGCGGUAGCUUAACGAAACACAAACGUAUUCAUACUGGAGAGAAACAAUACCACUGUGAUAUCUGUGGUAAAUCUUUCUCUGAUGGAAGUAGCUUAACGAAGCACAUACGUAUCCAUACAGGAGAGAAACCAUAUCACUGUGAUAUCUGUGGUAAAUCAUUCUCUCAUGGCAGUAACUUAACGAAACACAAAUGUAUUCAUACAGGGGAGAAACCAUAUCACUGUGAUAUCUGUGGUAAAUCAUUCUCUCUUCGCAGUAGCUUAACUAAACACAAGCGUAUUCAUACAGGUGAGAAACCAUAUACCUGUGAUAUCUGUGGAAGAUCAUUCUCUGUUGGCAGCAGCUUAGCUAAACACAAGCGUAUUCAUACAGGGGAGAAACCAUAUCAUUGUGAUAUCUGUGGUGAAUCAUUCUCUGUUGGCGGUCGCUUAACUCGACACAAGCGUAUUCAUACAGGGGAGAAACGAUAUCGCUGUGAUAUCUGUGGUGAAUCAUUCUCUGUUCGCAGUAGCUUAACCAAACACACGCGUAUUCAUACAGGGGAGAAACCAUACCACUGUGAUAUCUGUGGUAAAUCAUUCUCUAAUGGCAGUAACUUAACGAAACACAAACGUAUUCAUACCGAAGAGAAACCUUAUCGCUGUGAUAUCUGUGGUAAAUCAUUCUCAGAAAGCAGCAGCUUAACUCAUCACAAGCGUAUUCAUACAGGCGAGAAACCAUAUACCUGUGAUAUCUGUGGUAAAUCAUUCUCAGAAAGCAGUAGCUUAACUAAACAUAAACGUAUUCAUACAGGUGAGAAACCAUAUCACUGUGAU
Molecule: messenger RNA, 963 nt
Organism: Octopus sinensis (East Asian common octopus)
Lineage: Eukaryota; Metazoa; Mollusca; Cephalopoda; Octopoda; Octopodidae
Product: zinc finger protein 708-like
Exons: 4
Biological process (GO): regulation of transcription by RNA polymerase II
Cellular component (GO): nucleus
Molecular function (GO): DNA-binding transcription activator activity, RNA polymerase II-specific; RNA polymerase II cis-regulatory region sequence-specific DNA binding
Source: RefSeq, a predicted model, not a curated record